AUGGCUCCCGACCCCAGCGGACGCCUCUGCCUGCUGCUGCCAACGCCGCUGCUGCUGCUGCUGCUGCUGCUGCUGCCCUGCCUUCCGUCUGCCGGGGCCAACCUGCUGAGUCUGGAAUGGCUGUGGUCCAGUAAGCUCUCCGACUCCCCUGCCACCCUGGUCCCCCGCCCCACACACGCGGGCCCCCGGCAUGACCCCACAGAGCCAGCACCGCUCUCUGCCAGCCCAGAGCUGCCUAGGGAACACCAAGGGCCUGGCCGGCCUGGGCCCUCCGCCCCCCCCACGGCCCCGGCCACCCCGGCCGCGAGCCCUGACACGAAGGAGGAGAACAUUGCUGGCGUCGGAGCCAAGAUCUUGAAUGUCGCUGAGGGCAUCCGGAGCUUCGUCCAGCUGUGGGAUGAUGCCACUCCUACCCCGAACUCGGCUGUGGCGGACCCCCCCACCCACACGGGGCUCUCCAGCAACCCCCAGGAGAGCAGGACUAUUCUCUGGCCAAGCAGUGGAGCUCUGGGCUCACCGGACACCCAGAGCCCCGAGGCCAGCACCCUGGCUGCGCCCACCCAGCCAUCUCCCUCUUGGAGCAGGACCCAGGCACCCCAGUGGGGUUCCACAGCACCGCCGGUACCCACAGGUAGAGCUCCUCUCUCCUCCAUACCAGGCAGAGCACCCGCCUGGCAGCCUGGGCACCUGGACAGGGGAAGACGCUUGCCGGUGGCGGCCGGUCCCAGCCCGCGGCACGGAUGCCCCGAAGGACCCGUGGCGCCCAUGCUCACGCCACUUCUGCUUCCGCUGGUGGUGGGUCCCCUGGCCACGCGCAGCGCCUCCUCCGCGCCUCCCUCUGCCCCCUCCGCCCGCCUGGCUCAGGUGGCAGCGCCAGCACCGUGUGGAGACCGUGGUGCUUGGUUCUCCCACGGGGCUGGUUCUCCGGUGCCUGGUCUCGCUAAUAACGCAGCCUUGCUGGGGGCUGCCCCACAGGCCCCUGCCGGCCGCUGCCUGCCCCUGCCGCCCGGCCUUCCUGUCUGCAGCCAUCUGGGGUUCGGGCACUCCUGGCUGCCCAACCUCCUCCACCACAAGAGCAGCGAGGAGGUGCGAGCUGCCGCGCGGGCGUGGACGGGCCUCCUCCGCACGCACUGCCACCCCUUCCUUGCCUGGUUCUUCUGCUUGCUGCUGGCCCCUCCAUGCGGCCCGGGCCCGGGCCCGCCACCCGCCCUGCCACCCUGCCGCCAGUUCUGCAAGGUGCUGGAGGAUGCCUGCUGGAGCGGCCUGGAGGGGGCCGGGCUGCCCAUCCCCUGCGCCUCACUCCCUGACCAAGAGGAAGGGUACUGUGUGUUCAUUGGGCCAGCUGCAGAGAGCGCUGUCGAGGAAGUGGGGCUCCUGCAGCUCCUCAGGGAGCCCCUGCCCCCGCAGAUCACCCCCAUCGAGGACCCUGACGUGGGGCCCGCUUAUGACUUUGGACCGGGCGCCAACAGUGGACAGGGCGCGCAGAGCCACUUCCCCAGACUCUUCUUCCGAGACUUCUCGCUGCUGUUCCACAUCCGGCCGGCCACGGCGGGCCCGGGCGUGCUGCUCGCCAUCACGGACGCGGCGCAGGCCCUGGUGUCGCUGGGCGUGAAGCUGUCAGAGGUGCAGGGUGGGUACCAGAACGUCUCCCUGCUCUACACUGAGCCAGGCGCUGCGCAGACCCACGUGGCUGCAAGCUUCCGCCUGCCCGCACUUGUCGGCCGGUGGACUCGCUUUGCGCUCAGCGUGGACGGUGGCACUGUGGCUCUCUACUUGGACUGCGACGAGUUUCAGAGGGUGCCAUUUGCAAGGUCGUUGCCAGGCCUGGAGCUGGAGCACGGAGCUGGCCUAUUCCUGGGUCAGGCUGGGGGAGCAGACGCUGACAAGUUCCAGGGGGCGAUUGCAGAGCUGAGGGUGCGUGGAGACCCCAAGGUGAACCUUGGGCACUGCCUGGAUGAAGAAGACGAUGAUGAGGAUGGGGCAUCCGGAGAUUUUGGAAGUGGCCUGGAGGAUGGCCAUAGGCCCCACGGAGAGGACACGGACACACCCCUGCAGCCUGGCCUGCCCCUGCCAUCCCCAGCCUCCCUCCCACCCUUGGCCGGAGGGAGCCCCAUGGAGAGUUCCAGAACUGAAGAAACAGAGGACGAAAUCAUGGUGGAUUCUUUCGGAGCUCCAACCCUUCCUGACUCAGAAUCAGCUGGGGUGUGGGACAGAGGUGUCCAGAGCCCUGAAGGCGGCCUGGAGACGGGAGUCCUGAGCAGGCAGAAAGAGGAGUCUGGUGUUCCGGGCCCUGGCCUAGUGGUGCAGGGCUCUGACCUUCAACAUGUCCCUGUGGCACAAGGACCCCCGGGACCCCCGGGACCCCCAGGGAAGGAUGGCUCCCCAGGACAGGAUGGCAAGCCCGGCGACCCUGGGGAAGACGGAAAGCCUGGGGACGCGGGGCCACAGGGCUUCCCGGGGACCCCAGGAGAUGUCGGCCCCAAGGGUGAGAAGGGAGACCCCGGCGUUGGACCAAGAGGACCUCCUGGACCCCAAGGACCUCCUGGGCCUCCGGGACCCCCCUUCAGACAGGACAAGCUGACGUUCAUCGACAUGGAGGGCUCCGGCUUCAGUGGGGAUCUAGAGCCACUCAGGGGUCCCCGAGGCUUCCCAGGCCCCCCAGGACCCCCCGGCGUCCCGGGCCUGCCAGGAGAGCCAGGCCACUUUGGAGUCAACAGCUCACAUGUGCCAGGACCAGCUGGCCUUCCUGGCGUGCCUGGGAGGGAUGGGCGCCCCGGGCCCCCUGGCGUCCAGGGCGAUCCAGGGAAGGACGGAGUCGGGCAGCCGGGCCUCCCUGGACCCCCAGGACCCCCGGGGCCUGUGGUCUACGUGUCGGAUCAGGACGGGCAGCCGGCAGUGGCAGGUGUGGCAGGACCUGAGGGCAGGACUGGGCACGGAGGCUUGAGGGGACCCACUGGACCCAAGGGUGACCUGGGCUCCAAAGGCGAGCAGGGCCUCCCAGGCCCCAAGGGGGAGAAGGGGGAGCCGGGUGGCUUCUACGGUGCGGAUGGCAGAGCCCUGGGCCCUGCCCAGAAAGGAGCCAAGGGAGAGCCAGGCUUCCGAGGACCCCCGGGUCCCUAUGGGCGGCCCGGACACAAGGGCGAGAUCGGCAUUCCCGGAAGGCCGGGUCGGCCAGGGGUGAAUGGAUUGAAGGGCGAGAAGGGCGAGCCCGGAGACACCAGCCUGGGACUUGGCAUGAGGGGAAUGCCCGGGCCGCCGGGCCCUCCGGGGCCCCCAGGCCCUCCGGGGGUGCCGGUCUACGACAGCAACGCAUUCAUGGAGGCUGGCCGCCCUGGGCCCAAAGGAUUGCAAGGGGCACAGGGGCCAUCUGGGCCGAAGGGUGACAAAGGAGAAGUGGGUCCCCCGGGACCCCCAGGCCAGUUUCCCUUGGAUCUCCUUCACUUGGAAGCUGAAAUGAAGGGGGAGAAGGGAGACCGCGGGGACGCCGGACAGAAGGGCGAGCGAGGCGAACCGGGGCCCAGCGGGGGCUUCUUCGGCUCCAGCGUGCCCGGCCCCCCCGGGCCCCCCGGCCCCCCCGGCUACCCCGGCAUUCCGGGUCCAAAAGGAGAGAGCAUCCGGGGCCAGCCGGGCCCGCCCGGACCCCAGGGACCUCCCGGCAUUGGCUACGAGGGACGCCAGGGCCCCCCCGGGCCCCCAGGCCCUCCGGGGCCUCCCUCGUUCCCCGGCCCUCACAGACAGACUGUCAGUGUGCCCGGUCCCCCAGGCCCACCCGGUCCCCCGGGGCCCCCUGGAGCCAUGGGGGCCUCCUCAGGGGUGAGGAUCUGGGCCACGUACCGGACCAUGCUGGACAGAGUGCGCGAGGUGCCUGAGGGCUGGCUCAUCUUCGUGACGGAGAGGGAAGAGCUCUACGUCCGAGUCCGAAACGGGUUCCGGAAGGUCCUGCUGGGGGCCCAGACGUCACUCCCGCCAGCGUCGGUAAGUGGUGUUUUUCCUUUGCACCAUCGCCAGUGUCUGAGAGUCCUCAUUCCUGGGCGUGCUCGGCCUCAGAAGAGCGUGUGGCACGGCUCGGACCCCAAUGGGCGCAGGCUGACCGAGAGCUACUGUGAGACAUGGCGCACAGAGGCCUCCUCGGCCGCGGGCCAGGCCUCCUCCCUGCUGGCAGGCAGGCUGCUGGAGCAGAAGGCCGCCGGCUGCCACAACCCCUACGUCGUCCUCUGCAUCGAGAACAGCUUCAUGACCUCUGCCUCCAAGUAGGGCCUCUCCCGGCCGAGACGCUGGGCAGGCAGUGGUCGACAGGGCAGGACAGGGCAGGGACAUCUGGCCAGCCCCGAGGACACGACCGGGUCCUCUGCUAUAUAGUUCACAUUUCAUGUAAUCCUCAAGAAAUAAAAAAAAAAGCCAAAGAAUAUAUUUUUUAGAAAGUUUAAAGCAGAGAGUCUGAUGCCAAGACUUCCUGUCCUCCCCCCGUGGCACGUGGCCCUCCACUCUAUACCUCGGCUGAAGUCAGCAAGAGGCCAACUCAGGACAACUCAGCCAGCAGGCUGCCCGGGCCCUCGGGGCUAGGAAGGGGCAGACUGCUCUGCCUGGUGCCUUUCUAUAUACAAACUCAGGUCGGUGCUGAGGGUGGACAGGCCGGUCAGAGGCAGUGGGGCUUCUCUGGCCACGUAGCAGCACAGGCCUUUCUCACCCAGGGCCCUCAGCCGUGUCCCCUCCAUACCCACCCCGUCCAGCCAGCCCAGCCGGGGCUGGCCCAGAGCCGGUGUGACCUGUGAAACCCACCUUCAGGCUUUUGAGACUGUCUUCCCAGGGACCCACAAGGUCAGGUCAGAGCAGGGCCUGCCCCAAGCCGAGCUGGAGCAGGGCACAGGUCAGGCUGCGGCAGCCUUCCGUCCCCGAGCCCAGGCCCAGGGCUCCUUUCUGCAGUGAAGUCCAGACUUGGCAUCUUCAUAGAGGUCUGGAGGACCGUGCGUGGGGCCACCCAGGCUGCCCGCAGUCUAGGCACGGCGGUGAAACCAGCGGUGCUGGUCCUACAACUGUGAUGUGAGGCCACUUCCAAUAAAAAUGGACCGUUUACACAGA
Dipodomys ordii (Ord's kangaroo rat) is the source of this 5079-nucleotide messenger RNA. RefSeq names its product collagen, type XVIII, alpha 1 (gene Col18a1). NCBI's taxonomy places the organism in Eukaryota, Metazoa, Chordata, Mammalia, Rodentia, Heteromyidae. Bases 1 to 4254 code for a protein of 1417 amino acids. The record is from RefSeq and is a predicted model, not a curated record. Gene Ontology annotation, molecular function: protein binding. The transcript has 30 exons.